UUGUCCGCUCAGGCUUUCCGUCGUCCGUAAAUAUGAUUGGUUGAUACGGAAUGUGAUGGUGGAUUGAAACACUGCGAAGGAGAAUCAAAAUAAAAGAUCAACAUUGCUGCAUAUGGAAACAUUGAACAAAAUCUCAGCACGUCCCCAAAAUGCCUGCGUUUCGUCAAGUGGGAGAGAAGCAGCUUCCAAACCCCGUGCUUUGCAUGGCAUGGUCUCCCAAAAGGGACCUAAUUGCCCUCGCGAACACCACCGGAGAGCUGCUGUUGCAUCGUCUGGCCAACUUCCAUCGCGUUUGGUGCUUGUCACCCAAUGAGAACACAGGGAAAGAGAUUACCGCGCUAGCUUGGAGACCAGACGGCAAAAUCUUAGCGUUUAGCCUCGGGGACACCAAGCGGGUGGUGCUAUGUGAUGCGGAAAAGGCGGAGAUCCUGCAUCUCUUCCGGGUGGAGAACCCCAUCUCCUGCAUGCAUUGGAUGGAGGUUCUGGAGGAAAACAGUGUCCUCAGUUCAUUCUACAGCUCUGAGGAUGAGUCCAAACUCUUUCUUCCCAAACUGCCAACACUUCCUAAAAGCUACAGUACCACAUCAAAGAUAUUCAGCGAGGAGAGAACAGAUGAGAUCAUGAACCUCUUAGGAGAAGUCAGACUGAACAUCCUGGUUCUUGGAGGAGGUUCUGGCGUUGUGGAGCUGUAUGCCUAUGGGAUGUACAAAAUCGCUACUCUGUCUGGGGUUCUGGGGACCAGUCGCAGCCUGUGCCUCUCCAGUGACCUCAAGUCCCUGUCUGUGAUCACAGAGGUCAAGUCUCCUGACAACCGCCUGGAGAUCUGCUACAUCCAGCUGGACACGGCUCUGCUAUCUGACUGUCUCCCCGAGGUGACGAGGAUGGCUCGUAAGUUCACCCACAUCUCGUCCCUGCUGCAGUACCUGUGUCUGUCGCUCACCUGCAUGUGUGAGGCCUGGGAGGACAUCCUCAUGCAGAUGGACGCCAGGCUCACCAAGUUCGUUCAGGAAAAGAACACCAGCACUCAGGUUCAGGAUGAGUUUCUGGAGCUGUUGCUAUGGGGACAGUCCAGUCCUGAACUUCAGGCCCUUCUAAUGAACCAGCUUACGGUGAAGGGGCUGAAGAAGCUUGGUCAUUCCAUAGAAUCCUCCUACACUAGCAUCCAGAAACUGGUCAUCAGCCACCUUCAGAGUGGUUCAGAAGCUCUUCUGUACCACCUCAGUGAGGUGAAGGGGAUGUCUCUAUGGAAACAGAAAUUCCAGCCUCUGGGUCUGGACUCGGCUGCCAUCGAAGAUGCCAUCACAGCUGUGGGUUCCUUUAUUCUAAAGGCCAAUGAAUUACUACAGGUGAUAGACAAGAGCAUGAAGAACUUCAAGGCUUUCUUCCGGUGGUUGUAUGUAGCCAUGCUGAGGAUGUCUGAAGACCACGUUCCCCCUGAACUGAACAAGAUGACCCAGAAGGACAUUGCGUUCGUGGCGGACUUCCUGUCUGAACACUUCAGUGAGAACGAAGAGCUGUUUGACCGGAAAGGGAAGUACUUCAAUGUAGAGCGAGUCGGCCAGUACCUGAAGGACGAGGAUGAGGACCUUGUGUCUCCGCCCAACACUCAGGGGAACCAAUGGCUGAAGUUCCUGCAGGAGAGCACGCACCUGAAAGAGAGCCCCCUGCUGUUCCCCACUUACCCUCAGAAGUCGCUGCACUUCGUCAAGAGGAUGAUGGAGGCCGUGAUCGAACUGUGCCUGCAGAAACCUGCGGAGGUCAUUGGGAGGUCGGUGAAGCAAGCCGCGUGUGUGUCCCUGUAUAGCAUACCUGAAAGUUCGGAAAACACCCCCCGCCUCUUUGAGCUUCCAUCACUGUGGAACGACAGGAAGUCCAACAUGCACACUGUGGUGUUCUGUAUGCCGGAGGUCUCUCCCUGCAAACUGUUCCUGCUCAGAAAACCCACUGACCCCCACAGGUCUGUUUCUAACAGUCUUAUGGCGAUAGAUCUAAGUGGUGUGUUCAUCUCCAGUGUUGAUGCAGCCCAGCCAGGAGUCCAUACCGGCCGUGUCUACAGUUGCCGCGACGCCCGUUUCUACGAUGACGAGACACUGACAGUGGUGCUGGGGGCGUGCGAGGAGGAGGAGGGAAGUGGCCGUGUCCUGGCCCAGCUCCCCCUAGGCCCCGCCCUGAGCCGCCAGGAAGACUUCAGCUGGGACCCCUCCCUGAGGUUGGACCAGCAGAGUGCCGCCAUCCCGGCGCAGGGGCUGGUGGUGGAGAGCCAGUGGAGGGGCCUGGACAGCAUGACUGCCCACUACGUAGCUGUGAACGGGAUCCGCAAAGUGGCCUGUGUGGUGAGCGCCAACCUGCGCCAUGUCCGUGUCUUCGAGAUGGACGUGGAGGAUGAGGAGGACGAAGAUCGGGGGGAGUCAACGAACACCAGUGUGGACCAGGUGGGGCUGGAUGAUUCUCUGGCUAGCCAGGGGGGGGCAGGGGCCCAGGUGGGGGCCCAGGUGGGGGCCGGGGGGCAGGAGAGGGGUGUGGGGGGAAAUGAAGAGUCUCAGCUGGAGGCUGGGGAAGCUCUGGAGAUCUCCUAG
Molecule: messenger RNA, 2576 nt
Organism: Osmerus eperlanus (European smelt)
Lineage: Eukaryota; Metazoa; Chordata; Actinopteri; Osmeriformes; Osmeridae
Gene: anapc4
Product: anaphase promoting complex subunit 4
Exons: 28
Coding region: 150-2576 (808 amino acids)
Biological process (GO): regulation of mitotic metaphase/anaphase transition; protein K11-linked ubiquitination; anaphase-promoting complex-dependent catabolic process
Cellular component (GO): anaphase-promoting complex; nuclear periphery
Molecular function (GO): protein binding
Source: RefSeq, a predicted model, not a curated record